Messenger RNA from Aspergillus nidulans FGSC A4, 897 nucleotides. RefSeq lists its product as uncharacterized. The transcript is spliced from 4 exons. Bases 1 to 897 code for a protein of 298 amino acids. The record is from RefSeq and is a predicted model, not a curated record. NCBI's taxonomy places the organism in Eukaryota, Fungi, Ascomycota, Eurotiomycetes, Eurotiales, Aspergillaceae.
AUGUCCGGAGAAGCAAACGCCUCAACUGGCCUCGCAGCCAAGAUCGACAAGAAGCGCAAGAGGGAGGCCGAAGAAUCCUCUAGCUCCAAGCAGAGCAAGCCCAAUGCUCAGAAUCAGGCUACAGGCGACGGUUCGUCCGAGGGUCCCAAGAACAAGAAGCGGAAAAGCGGAAAGGGCAGGAAGGACAAGAAAGACAAGAACGACAAGAACGACAAACCGAAAGCUGUCAGGGGGGAGCCACUGGAGAAGGAGCGUAAAGGAAUCUCUGUCAAUGAGGCUAUUGGGAAAAUGGACGGCCGGCUGCUUGCCGACCAUUUUGUUCAGAAGGCCAAACGACAUAAUAAAGAGCUCACAGCUGUUGAGUUGAGUGAUCUUAGUGUUCCGGAGUCGGCUUUCCUUGAUACAUCGUCAUUUACGUCUUCGAGGAAUCUGGAAAAGCUUCCUGAUUUUUUGAAGGCAUUUAGUCCCAAGGGCGUCAACCUCUCAGACUCUUCAGAGCAAAAGGGUACCCCGCACACUAUUGUUGUUUCCCCUGCUGGUCUUCGUGCGGCGGAUGUGGUCAGGGCCCUCCGAAUGUUCCAAACAAAAGAGUCUCCAAUCGGCAAAUUGUUUGCAAAACACAUCAAGUUAGAGGAAGCCAAGCAAUUCCUCGAGCGGGCGCGAAUGGGAAUUGGGGCUGGAACUCCUGCUCGUAUUUCUGACCUGAUUAACUCAGGAUCCCUGAAGCUGGAUGAACUGAAACGUAUUGUUAUCGACGGCUCAUACGUUGACCAGAAGCAAAGGGGGAUAUUCGACAUGAAAGAGACACAUCUCCCUCUUUUACAGCUGCUUACUCGAUCGGAAUUGCGUGAGCGGUACGGAGCGAAAGAAAAGAAGAUUGAAAUCCUCGUGUUUUGA